This is a messenger RNA of Cannabis sativa, 1281 nucleotides long. RefSeq lists its product as uncharacterized. The record is from RefSeq and is a predicted model, not a curated record. Gene Ontology annotation, molecular function: catalytic activity. The coding region runs from base 1 to 1281 and encodes 426 amino acids. The transcript has a single exon. NCBI's taxonomy places the organism in Eukaryota, Viridiplantae, Streptophyta, Magnoliopsida, Rosales, Cannabaceae.
AUGAAUGCCAUUAGUUGGAAUUGCUGUGGGCUUGGGAACCCGCGGGCUAUUCAAUUCCUUAUUGAUCUCUGUGUACAAAAGAAGCCCAACUUUAUUUUCCUUUGUGAAACUUUAUGCAACAAUGACACUGUGGAUAGACUCAAGGUUCGGUUGGGCUUUGAGAAUAGCUUUUCUGUGCCGGCCCAAGGUAGAAAAGGUGGUAUUGCUUUUUUAUGGAAAGUUGCAACUGAUGCCCAUUUGCUUAAGUUUUCGGCCCACCAUAUUGAUUUAGAGAUUCAUGUUCCUGGCUUUGUUCAUUGGCGUCUUACUAGGUUCUAUGGUGAGCCAAGCCGUUCGAGAAGACAUACAACUUGGAAUCUUCUUCGUGAGCUUGCCGAUUCUUCACCAUUACCAUGGUGUAUCCUUGGAGAUUUCAACAACAUUACCAUGCAUGAUGAUAAAAAGGGCGGUCAUCCUUAUCCUCAAUCUUUGAUCCACGGCUUCAACACUGCUCUCCAUGAUUGCCGAUUGUGUGAACUUCAACUGCGUGGCCAUAAGUACACUUGGGAGCGUGGAAAAGCGACUCAAAAUCACAUCGAAAUAAGGUUAGACAAAGCUUUUGCUACUCAGUCUUGGCUAACUAUUUUUAAUGAGGCUCGUUUUUCAAAUUUUGAUUUCUCUUCCUCCGAUCAUACGCCUAUUUUUCUUGAACCUGCUCCUUGUGUGAUGAGUAAACCAGUGGUCAUUUUUCGGUAUGAAAAUGCUUGGAGCCGUGAGCCUCUAUGUAGUCAAAUUGUUCGAAGUUGUUGGGAGCUCAAUGCUACUCUUUCCCUUGCUGAAAAAACUAAACUUUGUCUUGAUACUCUUCUUGAAUGGGGCCGUGAUCUUACUGGUCAGUUUAAGAAGCGGUUGGCUACUAGUAAGAAGAAGCUUUCGUGUCUUAAGUCCCGUGACAAUCCGGAUUCUCAUGAAGACUUCUUGAUUGAGCAAUGCAACUAUUUUGAGAUUUUGGCUCAGCAAGAACUCUAUUGGAAGCAGAGGUCUAAGCAAUUCUGGUUAAAUGGAGGAGACAAGAACAGUAAAUACUUUCAUGCUACUGCAAGCUCUCGCAAACGGAAUAACCAAAUAGUUCAGCUUCAGGAUAGCAACGGCGUGUGGAAAGGCUGGGAUUCUGGUCUUGAUCAGGUAAUUAUUGACUAUUUCUCUGUUCUCUAUUCUACUGAUCAUGCUAUAUGUGGCUCUGUUGUUAAUGGCAUUCGGCGUUCUGUAACUGUUGAACAAAAUGAUGCCUUACUUACCUGA